AUGGCGAUCGACCGCAUUGUGCAAAUGAUCUUCCGCGCCGCGGAGCUGGCCUUCGCCGCCAUCGUGACCGGUAUCACCGGCGCGUACCUCCACGCCCACGACAACGCCUCCUCGUGGGACAACGGCCGCUUCAUCUACACCAUCGUGGUGUCCAGCAUCUCGAUGGUCUUCGCACUCGUCUGGUUGCUGCCCUUCUCGGGCAGCUUCGUCCACUGGCCUAUGGACAUCUUCAUCAGCAUCCUCUGGUUUGUCUCCUUUGGUCUGCUCGUCAACCUCAUUGGUGAUGGCUGCGGCCCCGUCUUCGACUGGAGCAACGUCAGCCCCCGCGGCGAUGACUGCGGCCGCCACAAGGCCAACAUCGCCUUCACCUUCCUCUCUGCCAUCGUCUGGCUUGCGUCCGCCCUCAUCGGCCUCUUCUGGGUUCGCCGCCGCACUGCUGUCGCCGACAACCGCCCUGCCGUUCACCGCCGCCGCUGGUACAACUCCCGCGUCUAA
Molecule: messenger RNA, 495 nt
Organism: Colletotrichum siamense
Lineage: Eukaryota; Fungi; Ascomycota; Sordariomycetes; Glomerellales; Glomerellaceae
Exons: 2
Coding region: 1-495 (164 amino acids)
Cellular component (GO): membrane
Source: RefSeq, a predicted model, not a curated record